UUUCUCAUUACCAGUUUUACCCUAAGAAAGAAGACUUGAAUUGUUUUUUUGUUUUAAACCACUCCAAUACAGUGAAUUGUGUUUGGUUCUGACCUGCAGUAGAGGGGCUGUCUCCAGUUUUGAACCAUUUGUGAUUUUUAACACUUUACUACCGUCUGUCUAAUGUUAGUGAAAAAGUUGGUGUGUAUAAAUGACAUUAUUGAACAAAUGUUAUUUAUUUCAAUUUGACAGGUGAAGAUUAGUGCAUUAGAAGGAUAUAGAGGCCAAAGAGUAAAGGUGUUUGGCUGGGUCCACAGGCUGCGUAGGCAAGGAAAGAAUUUAAUGUUUCUGGUGUUGCGAGAUGGUACAGGUUAUCUUCAGUGUGUCUUGGCGGAUGAGUUGUGUCAGUGCUACAAUGGAGUACUGUUGUCCACGGAGAGCAGUGUUGCAGUGUAUGGAAUGCUAAAUCUUACCCCAAAGGGCAAGCAGGCUCCAGGUGGCCAUGAGCUGAGUUGUGACUUCUGGGAGCUAAUUGGGUUGGCCCCUGCUGGAGGAGCUGACAACCUGAUCAAUGAGGAGUCUGACGUUGACGUCCAGCUCAACAACAGACACAUGAUGAUCCGAGGAGAAAACAUGUCUAAAAUCUUAAAAGCGCGAUCCAUGAUCAUCAGGUGCUUUAGAGAUCACUUCUUUGAUAGGGGGUACCAUGAAGUUACUCCUCCAUCAUUAGUUCAAACACAAGUAGAAGGUGGUGCCACACUCUUCAAGCUUGACUAUUUUGGAGAAGAGGCAUUUUUGACUCAAUCCUCUCAGUUGUACUUGGAGACCUGCCUCCCAGCCCUGGGAGAUGUUUUUUGUAUUGCGCAGUCAUACCGGGCAGAGCAGUCCAGAACACGAAGGCACCUGGCUGAGUACACUCACGUGGAAGCCGAGUGUCCUUUCCUGACCUUUGAAGACCUCCUGAACCGGUUGGAGGACUUGGUUUGUGAUGUGGUAGAUCGAAUAUUGAAGUCUCCUGCAGGGAGCAUAGUGUAUGAGCUCAACCCGAACUUUCAGCCCCCCAAACGGCCUUUCAAACGGAUGAACUAUUCAGAUGCUAUCAUUUGGCUAAAAGAACAUGAUAUAAAGAAAGAAGAUGGAACUUUCUAUGAAUUUGGAGAAGAUAUCCCAGAAGCUCCUGAGAGACUGAUGACAGACACCAUUAAUGAACCAAUCUUGCUGUGUCGAUUUCCCGUGGAGAUCAAGUCCUUCUACAUGCAGCGAUGUCCUGAGGAUUCCUGUCUUACUGAAUCUGUCGACGUGUUGAUGCCCAAUGUUGGUGAGAUUGUGGGAGGCUCAAUGCGUACCAGCGAUGCUGAAGAAAUACUGGCAGGUUAUAAAAGGGAAGGGAUUGACCCUGCUCCCUAUUACUGGUAUACAGAUCAGAGAAAAUAUGGCACAUGUCCACAUGGAGGAUAUGGCUUGGGCUUGGAACGAUUCUUAACAUGGAUUCUGAAUAGGUAUCACAUCCGAGACGUGUGCUUAUACCCUCGAUUUGUCCAGCGCUGCACGCCAUAACCAAUUUCUCCAGAAGUGUGGAGGAAAGGUUAUGAAAGGAACAGGCUCUUUAAAAAAGAAAACAAAAAGCCAGAAUCUUCGUUUUUCUGUUUCAUUGGGGUUUUCUCUGUCUGUGUUUCUUUCUACUACCAUAAAAAGUACCUCAAAUCACCUGAACAUCGAGUUAAGGUUAUCAUCUUAAGAAAAAAUAUCCAUUAUGAAGUUUGGGGGAAAUACCUGGCAUGAAACUGUAGUUAGGGAUACAUUCCAGCAUUUUAUUCACUUUAUUCAAGUUAUUCAUUUUAUUCAAGUUAUAUGUAUAUAUAAUUCAACAAUUUUAGAUUAUGAUGUAAGAUAUUCCAGUAACUUAAUCUAUCUGUGUGUUUAAGUGUACCUGGAAUUCUUUGAUUUAUUUUCUUGCAUUAAUGAGUUAAAGCAAAAAUCUUGGGGGAAGAAAUUGGCAAUAUGGUAUAAAAAUCUGCUCAUAUUAGAACACAGUAUAAUUCAGCAGCAGACACUAGAAUCAAAUGAUAGUCUUUUGUAUCAGUUAUUAAUCUUUUCUAAGUCUGCAUAGCUGCUUAUAAUUCUGAGGCAUACAAAUUGAUAUGGAAGAAUUUGUAAAAACAGAAUUGCCUUAAAGGAUUUGAAGUAAGAGCAUAAUUUUGGGGAGAGUUCUUUAGUGAUUCACAAUAUCCCUCUUAGCAUUAGUUUAAGGUAAAGAGGCAGACUGAUGUUCCCUCUUUCCUGGUAAUUCCUGAGUAAUUAAGAAUAAGUUCCAAAAGAAUUUGUAGCUGGAAUCUUAAUAACAAUUGUCAGUGGCUGUUUGAGUUGCCCCCACCAUGUCCUUAGAUCUAAUCUGUGCUACCUUAUUAACUCACAGCAGGCUUACUGAAUGGCUUCAUUUCAGAUUUAGUUGAUUUCUCCACCAAAUGCAUGUCAUGUAUUCUCAAUAGGCUGUAUUCUCAGCAGUCAAUAAAUGAAUAUCCGUAAAAACUC
Molecule: messenger RNA, 2511 nt
Organism: Cercocebus atys (sooty mangabey)
Lineage: Eukaryota; Metazoa; Chordata; Mammalia; Primates; Cercopithecidae
Gene: NARS1
Product: asparaginyl-tRNA synthetase
Exons: 10
Coding region: 322-1536 (404 amino acids)
Biological process (GO): asparaginyl-tRNA aminoacylation
Cellular component (GO): cytoplasm
Molecular function (GO): ATP binding; asparagine-tRNA ligase activity
Source: RefSeq, a predicted model, not a curated record